Ipomoea nil (Japanese morning glory) is the source of this 923-nucleotide messenger RNA. RefSeq lists its product as uncharacterized. The transcript is spliced from 3 exons. Bases 217 to 918 code for a protein of 233 amino acids. Lineage: Eukaryota; Viridiplantae; Streptophyta; Magnoliopsida; Solanales; Convolvulaceae. The record is from RefSeq and is a predicted model, not a curated record. Gene Ontology annotation, biological process: phloem development.
GCAUGCAUUCUUGGAGGAUUGGAGUGCAUUGAAGGAUAAGAAUAAUUUUGCUUUUUUAGCUUUUUGAUUAUCUGAUAGGCAUUUCGAUUCUUCUCCUCCAUUUCUACUCCAAAUGCUAUUAUAUAUAAGUGAUGUUUUCGUGACUGAUGAUAUGUGUAUCAAUCUUAGUUAUAAAUUGUCACAAACCACCCUCAAGUAGCUAAUUCUCCAUUCAAUAUGGCAGCCCAAACAAGUGUACUUGUAUCCCAGAGAAGAAUUUCACAACCGACAAUGAUGCUCACAUCACUAAGCAGCCAACCUGUUGAUGAGAGUAUAAUCAGGGAACAGGUUUUGUCUACUCACAACUAUGAUGGUAGAGAAUUUAACACCAACGCCAUUUUGAACAUGGCAGAAAAGGCUCUCAGCCUUGAGAUGGGUACUGCUCAAAAAGCCACGGUGGAAGAGUUGAAUCAACUCCAAGAGCUCGAUACUUACAAGGAACUUCCACUUCAUAUCAAACAACUUUCAUUCGAGAUAGCUUCUGGUGCAAUUGCAAAACAUCAGCACUCCACUAUUCAUAACGUACUGAGCAUUCUAUCUCCUUAUUGUUGGGAGGAUAAGUUAGUCCUUAUGGUAGGAGCUUUCUCAAUUAUCCAUGGAGAAUCCACCCUUAUUUCACGACUGCGUAAAGGCAAAGGAUUAGCUGGGAAGUUGGCACAUCUGAAACAAAGUAGCCAUCAGAGUCCAAUUCCAACACCAUUAUUAUCCUCAGCCAUAGAACUGACCAAAUGUGCGGUUGAGAUGAAACAAUGCCUAUCUUACUCCCCUCCACAAUCUGUCAUUUCGGCUUUGCCAAUGGCUGCCUAUUGGAUAGCCACAACUCUUGUUAACUCUGCCUCUUAUGCCGCCUAUGCCUUUGACUACCCUCACUUCAAGUAAGAUUU